UUUAGGACGCUCCGUGGCCACGUUCUCCCAGUUAUCCGCUCCUGGUUUUGCCGUUCCUCUCUCAGCCUCGGCGUUUUUCCAACCUUGUCUGUCUCUCAGCACUCCAGCAUUGCUGCGCAAGCAGAUGCUCUCUCGCUGAGGCCAAUUAUUGCAAUUUCUCGCAUCUUGGCCACACUCGCUCGCUCGACGGCUGUCAAGUGGGGAGAAAAGUGCGUCCUUUCCUCUUUCUGCAAGUGCGGGGAGUGAGACUUUUUUUUUCUUUUUUCUUUUUUUUUUUUAGGAGUGGGGGAGACGAUAGCGUCAGUUUUGGGACAAAACAAGGCAGAUUUCCGCGGCUGCGGGAAGGCAUCAUUUUGAUGUACCACACCUGUGAUUCGUUGUUGCGAGCGAGGAUGGCCGCCGAGUCCAUGUGCUGAGGAGCACACUUCAGCAUCGUCUUAACAGUGCUUCAAUCUCAUCACACACUUUGGACAUUUAAUGCUCACCUUUCUUCACUGCUCGGUCGUCUUGUGAAACUUGAAUUUUUAUUUAUUGUUGUUAUUUAUUUAUUUAUUUAUUUUUCAAAAGACGAAUAUGCCCUUACUUGUGGACUCCUUUGUCCGCUGUCGACUCGGCGCCAAGCUUCUUGUGCUUUGGCUCAGCUUCGCCGGCGUCACCUGCACCGGUUCUGAGCAUGCCGCCACAGCGACACAACCUGCAGCCUUCUCCGACCUGUUACCUCACUUCCUGGUGGAACCAGAAGACGAGUUCAUAGUGAAAAACAAGCCGGUGAUGCUCACCUGCCGAUCCACCCCAGCGACGCAGAUCUACUUCAAGUGCAACGGCGAGUGGGUUCACCAGGAUGACCACUUAAUUGUGCGGACUGUGGACCCAGCUACAGCUCUGCCAGUCAUGGAGGUGACGAUAGAAAUCACCAGACAGCAAGUGGAGAAGAUCUUCGGCCUCGAUGAGUACUGGUGUCAGUGUGUCGCCUGGAGCACCACAGGAACUCAGAAAAGCCAAAAAGCAUUCAUCAGGAUUGCUUACUUGAGAAAGAACUUUGAGGAGGAGCCUCAGGCUAAAGAGGUGGCAUUGGAGCAGGAGGUGUCACUGCGCUGCCAUCCCCCCGAGGGAGUGCCAGAACCCGAGGUGGAGUGGCAGAGGAACGAGGCCAUGAUCGACCCACAGAGCGACCCCAAUUUUUUCAUCACGGCUGACCAUAAUCUUGUCAUCAAGAAGGCCCGACUGGCCGACACGGGCAACUACACAUGUGUGGCCAAAAACAUUGUCGCUCGCCGCAAAAGUAACUCUGCCACGGUCCUAAUCUAUGUCAACGGCGGCUGGUCCACGUGGACCACCUGGUCAUCCUGCAGUGCUGUGUGUGGGCGAGGCUGGCAGAAGAGGAGUCGGAGCUGCACCAACCCCACGCCACUGAACGGCGGCACGUCCUGUGAGGGGCAGAACGUCCAGAAAAGUGCUUGUGUGGCCACCUGUCCAGUGGAUGGCGGUUGGAGCGAAUGGAGCAAGUGGUCACCAUGCGGGGCUGACUGUGCGAUGUGGAGGAGCAGGGAGUGCACCCAGCCAUCACCUGGGACCGGAGGCAAGGACUGCCAGGGGCUCGAUCUUCAGUCUCUUAACUGCACCAGCGAACAGUGCCCACAGACCGUGAGCAGAGCGGAGGACGUGGCGCUGUACGUGGGCAUGGUGGCUGUGGCUCUGUGUCUGACCCUGCUGCUCAUCAUCGUAGUUCUGGUCUACCGGCGCAAGAAGGGAGGUCUGGAUGCCGAUGUAGCAGACUCCUCCAUUCUCACUACUGGCUUCCAGCCGAUGGGCAUCAAGCCCAGCAAGCCAGGUGUGUGGGCGCCACGGCCACGCAGGGCCCUCACCCACAGCAAGAAUUCUCAUUUGCUUACCAUCCAGCCAGAUCUAACCACCACCACCACUAGUUACCAGGGCACCCUGCGGUCUCGACACGAUGCCACUGGUAAGUUUUCAAUGACCAACGGGCCUCUGCUGGACCCGCUUCCCAAAGGCUCACACACGCUGCACAAUGGGAAGCUCAAUUCGGACCCAGCAGACUUCGUGAGCAGGCUGUCCACUCAGAGCUACUUUAAAACGCUGUCCCGUGACGUGGCCAACACUUCCUAUGGCACCUUCAACUUCCUGGGCGGCAGGCUGACAAUUCCUAACACUGGAAUCAGUCUGCUCAUUCCUCCAGAGGCCAUUCCCAGAGGCAAGAUCUAUGAGAUUUAUCUCACCGUUCAGAAAAAAGAGGAUUUAAGGUUACCCCUGGCUGGCUGCCAAACCCUGCUCAGCCCCGUUGUGAGUUGCGGGCCUCCGGGGGUGGUCCUGAGCCGCCCCGUUAUCCUGAGCAUGGACCACUGCUCUGACGCUUGCCUUGAUAACUGGGCCGUCCGCCUCAAGAAGCAGACAUACGAGGGUGCUUGGGAGGACGUCCUGUUAAUGGGGGAGGAACUGGCGUCGGAUCCCUAUUAUUGCCAGCUGGAGGCCGAGACGUGCCAGCUGUUUUCUGAGCAGCUGGGCACCUUCGCCUUGGUGGGAGAGUCUCUCCACAUGGGUGCUGCCAAGCGCUUGAGGCUGGUGCUUUUUUCCGACGCCUACUGCUCCACGCUGGAGUACAACGUCAGGGUCUACUGCAUGGACGACACGCAGGAUGUCUUCAAGGAGGUGAUGGAGAUGGAGAGGCAACUCGGGGGUCGGCUGAUUGACGAGCCUCACAUCCUGCUCUUCAAAGACAGCUACCACAACCUGCGCCUGUCCAUCCAUGAUAUGCCCCAGGCCCACUGGAGGAGCAAGCUGCUAGCCGGCUAUCAGGAGAUCCCGUUCUACCACAUCUGGAAUGGCUCCCAGCGGUACCUGCACUGCACGUUCACUCUGGAGCGCCUCAGCCUCGGCACCUGCGAGCUCACCUGCCAGCUGUGUGUGUGGCAGGUGGAGGGCGAAGGACAGAGCUUCAGCCUCGACUUUAACAUCGCCAAGCAGGACACCCGAGCCGUGGACUCCGAGUUCCUGUUAAUGGACACUAAUGCCACUGCCCUCGCAGGGCCCAGCGCCUUUCAGAUCCCGUACCUCAUCAGGCAAAAGAUCUGCAGCAGCUUGGACGCCCCGUGUCCCAACGGAGCCGACUGGAGAAUGCUCGCACAAAGACUCAAGCUUGAGAGACACAUGGGCUUCUUUGCGUCCAAAGCGAGCCCGACCUCGGCCAUCCUCGACCUGUGGGAGGCGCAACAUUUCCACAGCGGCAACAUCAACCAGCUGGCCGCCGUCAUGGCGGACAUCGGCAAGCAGGAAGCCAUGAUCUUCCUGGUGUCGGACGGCGAGUGCUAACAGGCUGAGAGGAAACGGCGGAGAAGACAAGCAGGGUGGAAGAAUACAUGCAGUGGAAAUAGACCAUCUGAGCUGUCUGUUUUAGAUCAGGCAAUGUAGGAGGACACAGUUUUAAUUAUUUCCACUGAGAGAAUCAUAUUCAAGCAGCUCAGUAACACCCCCAAAUUAUUUCAUACAUAAUUCCAUGUCUUAUGUAGCACUUAAUGUUGUCUAACAAUGACAGAGUCAUUUAAUUCCUUUGAAAAAUGAAAUCUAUAGAAAGCCCUUAGAGUCUUUAUUCAAUAUCCUUGAUAUCCAUCUUAUGUUUCAGGUACUAAUGCACUCUUUGGGUCAUAUUCUCCCAUUCGUGCAUAAGUCUGAGGCUGGCUGUAAAUCAUGGAGCAUGGCGUUUUCUUGAGACAUGUGAAUGUCAUAGAAAUCAAUUUGGAAAACAUAAAGUCACACACGUAUGAAAUAUGAAAAUACCUUCCGUAACAGAUGUGUCGUCGCCAGAUUUGAGUGGAUGGGAGAAUGCGCGCAGCCAGAAAAGCGCUCAGCUGCGCGCAUUUUCUGACUUACGCACACAGUAGAAUAUGGCUCUUUGUCCUCACUAGUAUAACGACUGUCUUACUACUAACUAGGUGAUUACUUCUAAACAUAAUUUUAUUUAUAUAUAUAUAUAUAUAUACACACAUACACACACAUAUAUACACACACACGGGUCUACUAGUACUACUAGUGUGAUUAUAAAAUUGUUCUAUUUCACUUGUAGUAGAAGUGCUAGUGGGCAGAAAUGUCAUACAGUAGUGGAUACAAAAAGCUUAAGGUCUCAUCUUUUUUAAAAUCUUCCCCCCCCCACCCCACGGCAGCUUCCGUAGUCUGCUGACGCACACUAGGAGCUAGUUUACUUAAGAGCCACUGUUUCCUUUUCAAUUUCAGCACCUUUUAUUUAUGUUCAGUGACAGUUGUUGUUGUUACAUAUUAAUCCCAAAGGGAAUAUUUUUUAUUCAUUAUUGUUAAAUUAUAGAUUUACAAUUAUUUAAACUGUAUUAUAAAUGUAUUGGUGGUUGUGUUUAAAGGGCCACUUCCAAGUUUUGAACAAUGUCAUUGUCAUUUGCAUUUUCUUUUUAUUGGAGGAGAUAAAAUAGAUUAAAUUCAAAAAUCAGACUUUUGGGAAUAAAAUAAGGGAUUUUAUUUUCAAGGCCUUACUACAGUAAUAAGACAGUCACUCUACCAGUGCUAGUGAGGACAAAGACCAUACUAGUACAUGUACAUGAAGUGCAUAUCAAGGAGAUCUGCUACAGUAUUUAAAGCAGGAGCUUUCUGCAAUACGAUGGAACGUCCAUCUGAGGACCCCAAAUUACCAACCCCCCGCCACACUUUGUCUCAAUGUUACAUGUGUGUUCUCUACAGCGAGGACUCCCUCAUUUCUUCACUUAAGUUCACGUGCCAUCGCUAAUGAAGGCGCUGCGGGGCCUCUAAACACUUGGGAAGCAACGGAUGACAUCACAGUCCUAAGUGACGUGUCCUUUAAUUGCUUUAAUUGUGAGGCACACUUAAUGUUUGUUGUUGACCGAAUAAUCUGCGGUAGAUAGCGUCUACUUAAAGGGCCACUUUGUUUAUAGAGUCGUUUUUAUGAAGAAGCCAUGUUUGGUGCGCUUUUCUGUUCCGGUACCACGUUUCUUGCAGCUGCAUUUACAACCAGGCCGCAUACACAAAGAGAACAUCCGGAGUUUCGAUCCCCAGUUCAGCCAUUUUGCGUGUGAGUGCGCUCCUCCUCAGGGUUGCAUGUGAUGUCCAUAAAGUUGUCAGGAGACCCCCUGCCCGCCCUCGCUCCCUCAUUCAAGACACACUCAGUCAAACAGCUGGCGUAGGCUCCAAAGCCCCUCGACACACCGGAGCUUCUUUUUAUGAUUGUCCUGAUUUUUGGAAUGUACUUUUAUGUUUCCGUGUGCUUUGCAAAGGGGACACUUAGUUUUAAUGUGCCGACACUGUAAUUCCACAGCUACUGCAGCUUCAGGACUAUUAGGGCCACAAACCAAUAGAAAAUUAAGAAACAGUUCCAGAAUAAUGCUGUGAUAUUAUAACAGUCCUAAUAUAAUGAGAAUUUAUUUGUUAUGUCAUUAUAAUAGUCUGACUUUUUGGAAAAAGAUAGAGGCAAGUCAUAAUGUGGCGAGAAUGAAAAGUCACAAUGUUACAUGGAAAAAGGUUGUAAUGUCCCAAGAAAAGUUGGAAUGUGAUGAAAGUCAUAAAUGGGAAAAUUGAAACUUUUUUUUCCUGGCUUUCCUGAAAUCUUAAAAGAAAAUACAUAUAUUUUUAUUGCAUACAUCUUGUAAAAUUGACCUCAUAUUGUGACUAAAUUCUUCUAGAAUGACUACUUUAUGCAUGUAAAAUAUUUUGUUCGAAUUCAUUUAUGACUUUAAUAUUUUAGCACACUCAACAUAACCUGUUGUAACCUGUUUUGCAGGGGGGGCGGGGGGCGGGGGUCCCGGGCCAAAGGAGCCACCCCGCCUCCCUGAAACGUGUGUCAUCACUACAACAGCGUUUGGUACCAUGACGACUAGGGGCGGAGCUACAAGCUAGUUUCUUGUUGAGCCCGCCCCAGAGUCAAAAACGCAAACUGUAGUGUAUGUGAAAUAAGUCAACUAGUAAAAUGACAGAUUUUUCUUGGACCAUUGUAGGUAUUAACAUUAUUUUAACUUCUUCUUUUUUUUCUCAAAUGAAACUUUUCUCAUAUUUCAACUUAAAAAAGUUGUGUGUAGUAUUAGCACUAUAAAUGUUUUAUUAUUUAGUCUUUUGCAACUAUAAUUUUAUUUGUGUACAAUUAUGACUUUUUCAUCAUAAAAUUCCCACUUUUUUCUUGUAAGAUCAAAUUUUCCCAUGUUUUAUUCUAAUAAAUUUGGAUUUUUUUUUUUUUUUUUUUAGUAAUACUGCAUAUUUUUUUCCACUUUUGAUUGUGGCCCUAAUACUCCUUGGUUAUUUUUCCACCUGACUUUUAUUUCCACUUUCUCCAACCACCAGAGAGCGUUUGGUCCCAAGAUGCCACGACACCAAGUGUUUGUGUCAUUUCUGACAGUAGUAGCCUUCUGACACAAAAUGUUCAUCUCACCAAAUAAAUCUUGUUGAAAAGGAUCACAUUCACAUGUAAUAUAAUACUUUUUCUAUCACAGCCACAUGCUGUCAUUUUGCAUAAAGUUUAGUGUGUGUGUCUGUGCGUGUGAGCUAAAUUGGUAACCAAAGUUUUCCCUCAUCCUUUUCAUUGCAAUGCUGUGUGGCGAGCAUCCACAUCUUUCUGUUAUUUAAGCCGUAAUGUUGACUGUGUGUGUUUGUGUGAUCACUUUGUAAAGAAAUGUAAAUUAUAUUUUAAUAUGAAGCCAAAUAAUAAUAAUUUUUAAAAAAAAAUGACACUUAAGUUCCGCGGCAUUUGUCAAGUUAAAUCGUGACGUGUUUGCCUAUUUAACUGUUGUUUGGCGAUCUAGCAGUGGAGACUUUUUGCAGUGUUAUAAGGCUUUAGAGAGGCUCUUUAUGUGUUUGUUGUUUGUUUGCCAUCACUUACAAGUGUCAGCAUUUACAGUACAUAUCGGCUGGAGGAAGACGGUGGCCUUGUUUGAUAAGCCGUGGCAGUUGUUCAGUCGCUCUGAGUGAGUGGGUGAGUGAGUGAGUGAGUGAAUGAAUGAAUGCACGUCCCACUAAACUGGCUGCCGGCAUAUCCCACAUUUGCUUACAUCACAACUGUACAUUUUGUAUCACUCGUUACUAUUUCAAGUCAAGGUGUGUGUAUGCGUGUUCAUUACAUGACGUUGCUAUUGUUUUUUUCUUUUUGUCUGAGUAGGCUUUUGUAUUUGUGAACUUUUUCUGUUUUUGAGUCAAUGUUCCUUGCCUUUCUGCAUUCAAAAAUGCUGUACUUAUUACAUGCCACUGCGCUUAUGCAAUUGUAUAAUCCCUAUUUUCUGUUUUAUUUUGUUUUUGUUAUAUUACCUUUUGUGUUUUUACCGUCAAUGUAAAUUGUUGUCGAGACUUUUUGUGGCAAAGGAAAAACUUAAGCAAAGGGAGAUUUUCUGUACUUUUUGGACAAUGAUGGAUUUGUUGGUAGAGUUUUUGAAAUUCGUUUCUAAGUGCUUUCAAGUAUUUACUUGGCCUUAUGUAUAUAGAUAUAUAUAUCAAUCUAUGACAUUUCAGAAAGGUAUGUAUAGUAAUUGAACCUGAAAUCUCUGUAAAUAAAUUAUAUAUUGUUUAUUCAAGGA
Messenger RNA from Phyllopteryx taeniolatus (common seadragon), 7550 nucleotides. It is a transcript of the gene unc5a, whose product is annotated as unc-5 netrin receptor A. The transcript is spliced from 16 exons. Gene Ontology annotation, biological process: netrin-activated signaling pathway; anterior/posterior axon guidance. The record is from RefSeq and is a predicted model, not a curated record. Gene Ontology annotation, molecular function: netrin receptor activity; protein binding. NCBI's taxonomy places the organism in Eukaryota, Metazoa, Chordata, Actinopteri, Syngnathiformes, Syngnathidae. Gene Ontology annotation, cellular component: membrane. Bases 574 to 3327 code for a protein of 917 amino acids.